Messenger RNA from Mucor mucedo, 1548 nucleotides. RefSeq lists its product as uncharacterized. The record is from RefSeq and is a predicted model, not a curated record. Gene Ontology annotation, molecular function: transcription coregulator activity. The coding region runs from base 1 to 1548 and encodes 515 amino acids. Gene Ontology annotation, biological process: regulation of transcription by RNA polymerase II. The transcript has 7 exons. Gene Ontology annotation, cellular component: mediator complex. Lineage: Eukaryota; Fungi; Mucoromycota; Mucoromycetes; Mucorales; Mucoraceae.
AUGCCAGAAACCAGCAAUUCAAUAAGUUCUGCCGUUUUUGGCCUCCAGGAUUCUUUACGCAAACUUCAAAAAAAUUGCACCAAACUUCACGCCCUUGGUACCAUUAACUUAGAUCGUGCCAGAGAAGAUUUUUCUCAACACAUAAAUAGUAUUCGAAAUGUCUGCUCGCAAUUCGAAACUGAGGUUUUAGGCGAUGUAAUGAAGAUGGGAGUGGGUGCCGAUCCUGCCUUUCGUAAACAUUUUACCCAUUUAAAAGAACAAGCUGCUCUUGAAAGUACUGUAAUGCGGGUGAAAGAAGCCUUAAAAACAACUAAAGAGUUCUUUGAAAAAUCCUUGCGCGAAAAGGAAGAAUCAAAAUCAAAGAUCGAGACACAGCGACUCGACGAAUUGGCAGGGUCAAUGGGCUUGAUAACGUAUGUAGACUCUGAGCUGAAAGUGGAGUCUGGAAUACCUAUUACUACAAUUACUUUAGGUGGAACAGACAUUGUCGUUGAUAUUGAUAUGGACGAUACUGGAAGGGUGUUAAGAGCAAAAGUGACGUAUGUAUCAGAUACAUUACAGAAUGACCAGGAUGAUAGAGUGGAUAAAAUGCUGGCAGAAAACCUCCAAUCUCGUAAUUUCGAUUUAUUCACCAGAAAUUUAAAAAGUUUGGCCCUUCUCGAUCAACUCAACAUAAAAUACCCCUUUGUCAAUUUCUUUUCAAUCACAAAAUCUUUGUUACACGAUUUAAAGACGAUUUGUCAAAGGGAGAUUUCGAUGGAAUCAGAUUUAACAACAGUGCUAUUAGAAGGACACGGCAUUCCCAAUUUACAUUUGGAUUAUCCUGGAAUUUCGAUAGCCUACUGGAUGUGCAAACAAGCCAUUGACAGCAGCCAGUGGCAUGACAUCAAACACGCAUUCCAACAGGGUCAGAACCAUCCCGCCUUAUCUAACGCAUCUAAACUACUGAUCACGUUUGAAGAUUCGAUCCAGCCACAAAGUUAUUUACCACCUUCAAGGUCUGGCUAUCUACUGCAACCUAACGAAACCGAAGAAUCGAUUAACGAAGGUGGACGUUUCAAAGUAGUGACAGAAACAUCUGCACCGAAAUUUAUGCCUCAUUUAUCAUUUGUCAAACCAUUGUCAGCGGAGCAUCAACCUAUACCUAUUCGAUAUGUGGCCACUUUAGAUCCACCCAUGCCUGUGUCGGACGAAAUCUCUCAAAAACUAAUGACUUUGACGGGUUUAGUGGUAGACGCGCCAAAAAGUGCUGUUGCUGAUGCAAAGACAAAAGCAUCAAACAGGACAUUAUCCUUAGAAGAAAUGUUGGUCAUGGAUAUCGAAAAGGAUGCCUUCAACGAUGCCCAUUCCUGGGUAUCCGUAAGUGUCAUAUUACUAUCAUAUAAAAUGGUUACCAUAUUAACAUUCAAAUCUAGUCUUCGGAUGACAUUCCAGAUCAAACCUAUAAAUGGAUCCAAGCAUCGCCCAAAAGAGCAAAAAUGGUGUCACGAAUCCCCUUUCAUCAUCCUGUACAAAUUUAUAAUAUUCUUCAGGUACACACAUGUAUAA